Messenger RNA from Phycodurus eques (leafy seadragon), 3154 nucleotides. Its product is annotated as transcription factor Sox-9-B-like. The transcript is spliced from 3 exons. Gene Ontology annotation, molecular function: DNA-binding transcription factor activity, RNA polymerase II-specific; RNA polymerase II cis-regulatory region sequence-specific DNA binding. Gene Ontology annotation, cellular component: nucleus. Lineage: Eukaryota; Metazoa; Chordata; Actinopteri; Syngnathiformes; Syngnathidae. Bases 261 to 1700 code for a protein of 479 amino acids. Gene Ontology annotation, biological process: negative regulation of transcription by RNA polymerase II; oligodendrocyte differentiation; heart development. The record is from RefSeq and is a predicted model, not a curated record.
CACAAGCUCCACUGACUGAGGCGCGUUUGUUCCCAAAGUUGAGGAGGCGAAAACCGCACUUUGCCCUCCUUGCAAACUCAACAGGACCGACGUUCGAUUUGGUUUUUGGGACCUUCCUUCCAAGCGGCAGGAGUGCGCGCACCGUCGCAGGCGGGCUGCCGGUGCACUAUUCUCGGGGCUCGGCGCGUGCGGAUUCGCACUUUUUCUUCCUUUUUUUUUUUUUUUUUUUUUUUUGGGGUGCCCCUCGCCGCUUGUUUCGCAUGAAUCUCCUCGACCCUUACCUGAAAAUGAGCGAAGAACAGGACAAGUGUCUCUCCGACGCGCCCAGUCCCAGCAUGUCCGAGGACUCGGCCGGCUCGCCGUGCCCGUCCGGCUCCGGCUCGGGCUCGGGCUCGGACACGGAGAACACCCGGCCCUCCGACAUGCACCUCCUGCACGACGCCGACUACAAGAAGGAGGGGGACGAGGAAAAGUUCCCCGUGUGCAUCCGGGACGCCGUGUCGCAGGUGCUGAAGGGCUACGACUGGACCCUGGUGCCCAUGCCGGUGCGCGUCAACGGCUCGAGCAAGAACAAGCCGCACGUCAAGAGGCCCAUGAACGCCUUCAUGGUUUGGGCCCAGGCUGCGCGUCGGAAGCUGGCCGACCAGUACCCGCACCUGCACAACGCGGAGCUCAGCAAAACUCUGGGCAAACUCUGGAGGCUCCUCAAUGAGGCCGAGAAGCGACCGUUCGUGGAGGAGGCCGAGCGCCUCAGGGUGCAGCACAAGAAGGACCACCCGGACUACAAGUACCAGCCGCGGCGGAGGAAGUCGGUGAAGAACGGCCAGAGCGAGCCCGACGACGGCGAGCAGACGCACAUCUCGCCCAACGCCAUCUUCAAGGCCUUGCAGCGGGCAGACUCGCCCGCCUCCAGCAUGGGCGAGAUGCACUCCCCCGGAGAGCACUCGGGUCAGUCCCAGGGUCCGCCCACGCCCCCGACCACCCCCAAGACAGACCUGCCGUCCGCCAAGCCCGACCUGAAGCGCGAGGGUCGCCCGCUUCAGGAGGGCCCGAGCCGCCAGCUCAACAUCGACUUCGGCGCCGUCGACAUCGGCGAGCUGAGCAGCGACGUCAUCUCUAACAUGGGCAGCUUCGACGUGGACGAGUUCGACCAGUACCUGCCGCCCCACAGCCACGCCGCCGCCCAGGGGGGCUACGUCGCCGGCUACGGCGCGGGCGGCUCCUCGGUCGCCGCCCAGGGGAGCAACGUCGGGGCCUGGAUGUCCAAGCAGCAGCACUCUCUGAGCGGCUUGGGGGGAACGGCGGCGGGGGAGCCGGCCCAACAGCGAGCCACUCAGAUCAAGACGGAGCAACUGAGCCCGAGUCACUACAGCGAGCAGCAGCAGCAGGGGCAGGGGGGCUCCCCCCAACACGUCGCCUACGGCUCCUUCAGCCUGCAGCACUACAGCGCCGCGUCGUACCCGCCCAUCACCAGGGCCCAUUAUGACUAUUCCGACCACCAGGCGGGCGCCUACUACACCCACUCGUCCGCUCCGGGCCAGGGCUCCGGCCUCUACUCCACCUUCAGCUACAUGAGCCCCGGGCAGAGGCCCAUGUACACCCCCAUCGCCGACACCGCCGGGGUCCCCUCGGUGCCGCCCGCCCACAGUCCGCAGCACUGGGAGCAGCAGCCCAUUUACACCCAGCUGUCCCGGCCGUGAGGACCGCCCCAACCCGCCCACCCCCCCCCCCCCUGCCCCCCGCCCUCUAAAAACACCACAUUGACUCUUCUUUUUCGAGUUGUAUCUCUCUGGGGUCACUGAUCGUGUCGCGGUACAUCCGCCUGACUUGAGCGCAGUCACUUUGGCUUCAGUUCCCACGCAGUGACAGUGUGAAUGCUUGUCUGUCUAUAUGUCCGCUGCGAUCAGUCCAGGCUGUAGUCAGCUGAGAAAGGCGUCAGUUUCCCGCGACUGAACAGGAUAAGCGGUAUAGAGAAUGAAUGUAUGGAUGUAUCUCUCUGGAUUGGCUCCCGACAGUGCCUUUUUGUAACGCUUGGAAUGGUGAUUAUAUUUUUCUAGAUAUAAUACAAGAUUAAAUCCUCCGUGAGGACAUAGUGCUUUGAAAUAUUUUAGUAUGUACUGUGUAUGUGUUCUGCUCUGCAGCUAAUCCGUGCCAUCCGUUGAAAUGUCUUAAAGGAGCGAGAAUGCCGAGUAAAAUGGAGAAAAAAAAAAGAAAAAAAAGCACCCUCUGUGGCCUUGCUUCUGUUUUUUUUUUUUUUUUUUUUUUUUUGUACGGCAUGGUGUGACGACAGUUUUUUUGUUUGUUUUUCCCGACUGUACAUAUUUUUGCUUCAGUAGAGGACUGAGCGUUGCAGGCUAUGUCAGAGGUUCGGCGAGGGGGGAUACGUUGUUUAUUUAUAUAUUCUGAGCAUUUGGUCUUUUUAUAACAGCUCCUCUGAGGUUUUUAGAGUUUUAUGACGGGCCACAGUAUGACAGGCCUUAGUUUGACGGGUCAUAGGUUGCGCUACAAGCCGUUCUUUUUCGGCGGGGGGCCUUACCGCAACCCUCGCUUCCGUCUGCCUUGAUGCCACCGGUGCCUGCGGGGCCACGGGCGCGGGGCUCCGUCCACCGGCGUUCCCACUUCCUGCUCUCAGCAGCCAGCAGGUCCGAGCCCCGCCACGCGCUUCUGUCCUCUCGACAACGCCCUUUCUAACCUCACUUAAUUUAUUCUUUAGCAUUAAUUUUAUUGGAAAAUUAACUCUUUUUUUUUUUUUUUUGCAAUUGUCUUUGGAGUUCAGAGGCUCGUCGAGCAGAGUAGUUUGCUGUCGUUUUGUUUUGUGGUACACUUGUGUUUAUUUAUCGUUUGUAAAUGUUAUCAUUUGAUUCUCUGCACGUGUUCAGAUGAUUCGAGUCAAACUGGAAAUUGUUUUCUUUUUUCUCACUGUCUUCUGGAGGCUAUUUUGUGGGGGGAAAAAAUUGUUGCUGGAAUGGACACGAUACUUUUUGUUUUUCAGAGAUUUGUGUUCCUUCUUUUAUAUUCUGUAUCAUUAGUCCUGAUUUGUGUCAUCUCUUAUCGCAGUCUCCUUUUAGGUAAACAUGGCAUCGUCUUAAAAAAAAAGUGUAUCUUUUUUUGUAUCAUAUUGUUUGCAAUAAAAACAAAACACUGUAAACUGUCA